AUGGACUAAUCCAUUAGAAUUAGAUGUGACAUAGCUUACUACGCCAAAAUUCUUUGUAAUAAAUAUUAAUAAUUAUUCUUAGUUUAGUGAGUAGUUCGCCGAGUUUGAAAUUCGACACUGCACAUAUCGUUUUCUUUGCAUAUUUGAAGUCAAUCAGAUUAUCUUUAAAAUAUUCAAAUAUAUCAUUAAAGUUGAAGAAAUCGCUAUAAGAACGUAUUGUUUACAUUUUUUUCACAAAUUAUUUAUGUGUAGAGGAGCUGACCUGUUUUAAUAAAAUUUUAGUAUAUAAAAAUUUUUAUGCAUUCAAGAAAUAAUAAUGUUUUGGUUAACGAAGAGAUUUUAUAAAGAAAAUUUUUAACGUGUUAUUGUGAUAAUGGAAAAAGAAAAUUUUUUCAGUCGAAAACCGAUCAAUCUUCUACUGGAGAUAAUAUUCAAUAAGAAAAACAAAAAAGUUGAAUCUGUUCGUACUGCUAAUAUCAGUAAUAGUGUCUCGCUCAACGAUUUAACAGAUUCUUUUCACUCUGUGAAUAAAUCACAAGCAAGUUCAAAUCCAGAUAUUAGAAGUGACGCGGAAAAACUCGUUCAGAUAAAAAUAAAAUUGGAUAUAUCGGAUAUUGAUAAAUCGAAUCAGAAUGAUUCCGAAAAAAUAUUAGAACCGGUGAAUUCGACUGAAUCGAUAUCGGAGUUGGAAACAGAUAAAGAAACAAAAGUGAAAAAAAUGUCUAGCAAAGUUUCUUUAUCGAUAAAUAAUGAUACGAAUUUCGAGGAAACGGUUUAUUUUGACGUAUACAAAACCGGAAGUGAAGAAUCGUUAGAAAGCGUCACAGAACUUUAUAACGAAAUCGAUCUCAACGAAUCACAUCUCCAAUCAAUAAUAUGGCAAAAAAUAUUUUACCAAAUCCAACAAAAAUACAAAGCUACCAAUAAAGACAACAAAAUCGUUAACGUUAUACACGAAUUAAUUAUGGAAAAAUACAAACAAGCUUUAUCUAUUAUAAAACAACGGAUUGAAAAACGGGAACAGAAAAGUUCGAGUCUGCAUUCGAUUAUAUCGAAUGAUUCCAACAACGCCGAUCGCGCAAUCAAAAAUACUUUCUCUUCUUACGAAAGUAUAAAAUCUCAAUUCGAUUUGAAGACUAACGAAAUAAUCAUUAACGAUAUAUUUCAUACUACCAAUUCGUCGGACCCAAAAUAUUUCAACAGUACUUUUAAAUCGGAAGUUAGGUUAUCGAAAAGCUUGGACGACAUUGAUAAAUUUUCGACGAAUAGUGCAGUUGAAAAAGAAACUCCUUUCGUCCAACAGAGCAAAGAGCUAGAAAUUUGCCAUAGCGGAACAGAGUACAGUAUAGGUAGUAGUAAUAUUUCUUUGCUUAUAUCAGAAGCGGAUUACGCGAAAUCGAAAAGAAAUUAUAACAGUUAUCGCAGAAUGAACAGAUUUAAAAAUUCCGCUAAGCAAAGCGAACAACAAUCGAUUACAAGUAGUAGCACGCACAUUUAUGAAAGUUUGGAUGAUUUACUGUUGAAUAACAACAGGAAUAAUUUGGUGAAGAAAAUCGAUUUACAAAAAGAAAUUAUACAACAAAGUGCUAAAGCUGCAAAAGUAUGUAGAUCGCAAUCAGAAUUAUUUGGAGAAGAAACUUUAAUUGAAGCAGAAAAGAUUUUGUUAAUUGCUGGUAAAAGAAAAAAUGCAAUCGAAGAAGCUCUUAUGAAAGCGGAUUAUGAAGAUGUAGAUACGCCGUUAACAUCUUGUACAGUGAAGAUUAAUAAUAUCUGUUUAUACGCCUCUUCUUCAUUGGUUAAUUCAAAUAGCAAUUGGUUUUACGUCUGUACGUUGCAACAAGGAUCUACGGUAUAUGCAACCAAGAUUACAACGCAAACCGAAAAUACAAUAUCUUUCCCGGACGAAUUUAUUUUUGAAAAUAUUCCUUCGGAUUUUCAAAUAGAUAUAAACGUCUACGCACUGUUACUGAAAAAGAGAAAAAAUAAAAAUUUCGUAUAUAAAUCACGUGAAGAAGCAAAAGUAGCAUCAUCUUCCAGAUGUGCUUCCACAGAAUCAUAUUUCUCUUUAUGGGGCACCUCAUCGAUAAAAACGUCUCAGGCGAAUCAAACUAUAUUCCGUCUGUCGAAUAUUCCUUCGGAAGCUUCUAUAAUAAACUCGUUUACCGCUAAUAUACGAACAAGUUUUAAGAUUUACGUGAAACAAGCCGGUUUUCUAACAUUAGGUCUUGAAUAUAAAGGUUAUCCUGUUUGGAGACGAAGGUGGUGUUUAUUAAAUGGGUACAAACUCAGAUAUUGGUUUCUUCCUAAUGAACAAGAUAUCUGCCCGCCUUUAGGAGAGAUAAAUUUAUUAAACUGUGUAUCUAAUGAAAUCAAAAGAGCCGAUAAAGAUCUUUGUUUUAAUUCAACUACCCUCGUACUUCAGAUGAACGUAAAUGACGGUGGUAGAAAGGGGCAACGAAAAUACUUUCUGUCGGCUGAUAAUUAUGUAGAAUUUGAUAAAUGGUUAAGGGAAUUUAAUAUAGUUUUAUAUUAUUUGAGAAAAUGGACUCAGUAUUCUAAUUAUUCCAGGCAAUAAUUUUUUUGAUUGAGUAAAUUUUUGGAUUUUAAGCAAGUAUUGUAAAAGUUUUUAAAUACUGUCAGUAUUUAUAUUAUAAUUAAUUAAAUGAUACAGAAACAUUUACUUGUUUUAUUUUAAA
Messenger RNA from Diorhabda carinulata, 2696 nucleotides. RefSeq names its product anillin-like. Gene Ontology annotation, biological process: septin ring organization; actomyosin contractile ring assembly; mitotic cytokinesis. The transcript is spliced from 6 exons. The record is from RefSeq and is a predicted model, not a curated record. Lineage: Eukaryota; Metazoa; Arthropoda; Insecta; Coleoptera; Chrysomelidae. Gene Ontology annotation, cellular component: actomyosin contractile ring. Bases 374 to 2575 code for a protein of 733 amino acids.